Molecule: messenger RNA, 8007 nt
Organism: Colius striatus (speckled mousebird)
Lineage: Eukaryota; Metazoa; Chordata; Aves; Coliiformes; Coliidae
Gene: NEBL
Product: nebulette
Biological process (GO): cardiac muscle thin filament assembly
Cellular component (GO): Z disc
Molecular function (GO): actin filament binding
Source: RefSeq, a predicted model, not a curated record
AUGCGAGUAUCUGUCAUUCAAGAUCUCAGGGAAGAUGAAAAUGAGGAUGAGGAAGGAGAAGAAAAGGUGAGUUAAACCCCAGUCUUCCUCAAGCCUGUUAUUGAGGACAGAAAUAUGGAACUGGCCCGAAAAUGCAGUGAAAUGAUAAGUGAUGUACACUAUAAAGAAGAGUUUAAAAAAUCUAAAGGCAAGUGCAUAUUUGUACCUGAUACCCCACAGCUAAAACAUGUGAAAAAUCUCAGUGCUGUUAUUUCUGAGGUGAAGUAUAAAGGAGCUGCUAAGAAAGACCUUUCCAACUCUCUUUAUCAGCAGAUGCCAGCCACAAUUGACAGUGUAUUUGCAAAAGAAUUAACACAACUUCAGAGCAAGGUUCUGUAUAAACAAAAAUACGAUGCUGAAAAAGGAACUUCAGAUUAUGCACAUAUGAAGGAACCUCCAGAUAUUAAGCAUGCCAUGGAAGUCAAUAAAUACCAGAGUGAUGUAUCCUAUAAGAAGGAUGUGCAAGAUAUUCAUAGAUACACUGAAGUGCUGAACAGACCAGACAUAAAGAUAGCAACUGGGAUAACAAAGAUAAUAAGUGAUGCUGAGUAUAAGAAAGGAAGGGGAGAGAUGAAUAAGGAGCCUGCUGUACUUGGAAGACCAGAUUUUGAACACGCUAAAGGAGUUUCAAAACUGUUAAGCCAAGUGAAAUACAAAGAGCAGUUCAGUAAGGAAAUGAAGAGCCACCAGUACAAUCCUCUUGACAAUGCUUCCUUCAAGCAAGCACAGAUUGCAUCCACCUUGGCGAGUGAUGUAAAUUACAAGAAAGAUUUGGAAAGCCUACAUGAUCCAGCCUCUGAUCUACCAAACCUGCUGUAUUUAAACCAUGCUUUAAAUAUCAGCAAAACCUUUAGCGAUUAGGAAUAUACGAAAUUAUUUAAGCAAAGCAUGGACUUCUAUCAUUUCACCCCAGAUACAACUAACCCAAUCCACCACAAAAAAACCGCAGUACUUCAAACUCAGGUCAAGUAUAAAGAAAAUUAUGAAAAAUCUAAAGGCAGAUCAUUGCUGGAGUUUGUGGAUACACCAAUGUAUCAAGUUUCAAAGGAGGCACAGAAGAUGCAAAGUGAGAAAAUGUAUCGCAAAGAUUUUGAAGAAGGGAUCAAGGGAAGACCCUCAAUGGAUUUAGACAAGACCCCAGAGUUCUUGCAUCUAAAAGAAGUCACCAAUCUUCUGAAAGAGAAAGAGUAUAGAAAAGAUUUGGAAGAAGGGAUGAAAGGAAAAGGAAUGACAGUGUUUGAAGAUACACCAGAUUUGAUUAGAGUGAAAAACGCAGCUCAAAUACUAAACGAGAAACAAUACAAGAAAGACUUGGAAACUGAAAUUAAAGGAAAGGGCAUGCAAGUUGGUCCAGAUACUCCUGAGAUAAGACGAGCCAAGAGAGCUUCAGAAAUUGCAAGCAUGAAAGAAUACAAGAAAGAUCUGGAGAAUGAAAUUAAAGGAAAAGGAAUGGAAGUGGGCAUGGAUACCCCUGAUAUACAACGAGCCAAAAGGGCUUCAGAAAUUGUGAGCCAGAAAGAAUAUAAAAAGGAUCUGGAGACUGAAAUUAAAGGAAAAGGAAUGCAAGUUGGCCCAUAUACUCCUGAAAUACAACGAGUCAAAAGGGCUUCAGAAAUAGCAAGCCAGAAAAUGUACAAAGAUGAAGCAGAGAAGAUGCUUUGUUAUUAUUCUGCUGUCCCAGACACUCCAGAGAUGGAGAGAAUAAGAAGUACUCAGAAAAACAUCAGUUCAGUGUUUUAUAAGAAGGAAGUGGGAGCUGGCACGGCUGUAAAAGAGACUCCAGAGAUUGAAAGAGUAAAGAAAAAUCAACAGAAUAUUAGUUCGAUUAAAUACAAGGAGGAAAUUCAGCAUGCAACAACUAUUUCUGAUCCACCUGAGCUAAGGAGAGUUAAGGAAAAUCAGAAGAAUAUUAGCAACGUUCAGUACAAAGAACAGCUCUGCAAAGCUACACCUGUGAGUGUCACCCCCGAGAUUGAAAGAGCCAAGAGGAAUCAGGAGAACGUCAGCAUGGUUCACUACAGAGAGCAGCCUGGAAAAGCUACUGCUGUGAGUAUCACUCCUGAGAUAGAGAGAGUCAAGAAGAAUCAAGACAAUAUCAGCUCGGUCAAGUACAGCAGUGAUCAGAGGCAGAUGAAAGGUAGACGUAGUGUGCUUCUAGACACCCCUGAGCUAAGGCAUGUCAAAGAAACACAAAACAUCAUCUCAAUGGUAAAAUACCAUGAAGAUUUUGAGAAGACAAAGGGAAGAGGCUUCACCCCAGUGGUAGAUGAUCCUGUAACAGAGCGGGUGCGGAAAAACACCCAAAUUGUGAGUGAUGCAGCAUAUAAAGGUGUGCAUCCACAUAUUGUUGAGAUGGAUAGAAGACCUGGAAUUAUUGUUGAUCUUAAAGUUUGGCGCACAGAUCCUGGCUCCAUCUUCGACAUUGAUCCUCUGGAGGACAAUAUUCAGUCUAGGAGUCUGCAUAUGCUUUCUGAAAGAGCAAGCCGUUACAGUAAGCAGUAUUUACAUUCUACCACUUUGGGAGAUUAUAAAUCAGAUGGCUCUGACACGAACCCUACCUUUUCUUACUGCAGUGAGAUAACAAGGCCAUCUGAUGAAGGAGCCCCUGUUCUCCCUGGGGCAUAUCAGCAAAGCCAGACCCAAGGAUAUGGAUACAUGCACCAGACCAGUAUGUCAUCCAUGAGGUCCAUGCAUUCACAGCCUCAUUCAGCAGGUCUGAGAACAUACAGAGCUAUGUAUGACUACAGUGCUCAAGAUGAAGAUGAAGUUUCCUUCAGGGAUGGUGAUUAUAUCAUCAAUGUGCAACCAAUUGAUGAUGGCUGGAUGUAUGGUACUGUUCAGAGAACUGGGAAAACAGGAAUGCUUCCAGCAAAUUAUAUUGAGUUUGUUAACUAAUUUUUGUCUCUAGUCCUUUGAGCUUUAUUAUGAUUUACUCAAAUUCUAACCUUUUAGAAAAAGUCAGAAGAAUCUUUUAAGAGUACAUGUUCAUUUCUUUAUCACUGCUAUAACAGUCUGCAUUCUCUCUCAGAAUCCAAUUUAGAGUCCUUUAAAGAGAAAUAAUCAACAAGAAUCUUGGAGCUUUGAAAACAGCAUUGCUUUUAGUAAUGCUCCCUCAAAAUGAAAACAUGUAUGGAAGCCUGGUGCUGCCCAUUCUAUAAAGAUUUCAGUCAAUUAGCUCUAAAGGGGAAAUGUUUUCCCUACACCUCAAAGAUAUUAUUUCUCUGUAGAGUAACAACCAUAAAAACAAUUCACAUCUUAUGGCACUCUGAAAUCACAGGAGGUUAACACACUGUGUUUGAACAGUGUGUUUAGAUAUUAGGGAGGUGUUUAAUGUUUGAGCAGUUAGCAUCCUAAUAAAAAUAAAACUGUUGAACAGGUAAUAAUUCGAAAUAAUGACAAGUAAUAUGCUAGUACAAACCAACCAGAUAACCCCCCUACUGUUUAGCAGCCUUACAAUAAGCAGGUCUAAUUUGACAGCAAAAUUUUCCUGACUUUUGCAUACCCACAUGUAUUCCUGGAUUGCCCAUUUUAUCCAGUUUUCAACAGUGACCUCUUCUAUCAGCUUUGCUUGCAUCCCAGUCCGUCAGUUAGAUCCAUACUUGGAUUCAUGAUUCUUCAAUAUCUUUUUCACAGAAAAUUCCUUGCAAAGACUAUCUAGAGUAUAAAACCUGUCAACUCUUCUGUUUCCUUCUAGUAAUACCUAGCAUUUAAAUAGAAACUUCCGUUAGGGCAAUGUACAACUACUACUUCAUGUUAGUUCCUUUACCUUCACCUGUACUGCUGUAAAUAACUAUCCCGUGUGAGGCCCCAGUGCUGUGCAGUCACACAAAGCCUGCGGUCACAUCCCUUCUCCUUACCACAGGUAACUUGCUUAAUGGCUGCUUUGCUGAUGAGCUAAUGUACCUACCCCUGCUGCAGAAAUACUUGCACCUCCAUUGAGGAGUGGGGGAGAGCUCUGGUUAUUGUAGUGCAUUUCAGCUCAAUGGCCUCUUGUUUCAGUUUCCUCCAAAAAUCUUGGUGAUCCAACAGUGGGUUGUACGCUUGCCAAAUGAUUAAUGAUGGAGAAAUAAUAUGUUUUCUUUCACUGAUUUAAUCUUUCUCAUAACUGACACUGAAGGGAAAACUAACCAAACAGAAGUCAAGCAUACUGUAUGCCAUUAUGCUUCAGUUUAGCCAUCUGUAGGAAACAUGAUGUAAAAAAUGUACAAAUAUUUUGCUGACAAACCUUUACAUAUGCUAUUUGGUGUCCUUUAACUUACAAUCAGAACUGGAGAUCCAGGUCUCAGUCUGUGAGGCUGAGGAGAGGAUCAAUUAACUGGUGACAUGGACCUGUAAGACGGACUGUGUCAGCAGGCUCGGGUCACAGGGAAAUGACUUUUGCUUUGACUGGAUGCCAGGAGAGUGCCGCGUUCCAUCCCAGGGAGAAAAUCUGGGAGGAAAUACAAGAGUGAAAGGUUCAUGUGGAAACUUAUUCAUGUGGAUACAUACAUGUAUAAGAAAGAAAAUGUUUUUGUGGAUAGUAUCAUUUGCAGUAUCUAGCCAUGUACCAGAGCAGUUAGUUUUGGAGUAGCUCACAGAAUGUUGAGCCUAUGCUGACUUUCUUCCAAUUUUUAAGGUAGAAUUAAAUACAGAAUUUAUAGACAAUUUCGUAUUUUUUGUUGCACAAAGUAACCAAACCUGCAAUAUCUAUUUAAAAAAUAAAGAAGAAAGGCAGUAUGGAUUUGUUAUGCCAACUGAAAGUUGUCAAUGCUAACAGCUGCUUGUUCUAUUUUUUCUGUAAAAUUAGGAAUUGGAAAGCCAAUGCAGUUUUUUCUAGAUGUCACUGGUGCAGGGCUGAUAUCAGCUGCCAAAUAGGGUGGAAUGACUCCAUUAAGCCCCUUUCCCCCGAAAAAAUGUCCAUACUUUCUUGUCAGCUACCUAAUUUCAAUGGUAGAGCUGACCAUGAGCAUCUGACUUGAAAGAAUCUGGUUUAAACCCAAGGAUGUGGGAUAGACAUACGCAGUCUGUACGGGUGACACCACUGUCUUGGAAAUGUUGCAUAUAGAGCUGCUCCUGCUGCAACAGAACCUUAUGCAGUACUGGUGACUUCCACAUUGAAUUAGCAAGCUUUGCAAGUCAAAUGGAUUUUUCAAAAGGCUGAUGGAAUAAGGUGAGUUAGAAGCCCUGGAACAAGCCCUCUGCUUCUGCGUUGGUUUUAAUCACCAGCCUUCAACAGCAGGGAAAAGAAUCCCAUCUUAGGAUGGGUGGUAAUUUUUUUCUGAUGAUGCUUGAGACAAAAUUGGUGAGCACUUGAUGCUAUGUUGCUCUGUUAACUGUGUAAUGCUGACAAGAAAAACAAAUUGUCAGUUUCUUAACCAAAUAUGAAUAUAAAGAAGUAUAGAGAAUAGAUCCAUUGGAUCAUGUUGCAAUUUUUAAUGACCUACAAAUAAGAAAGUCUCCACUGAUAAAUACACUAGAGUUCUUAAAAGAGAAGAUGGCUUGCAGCGUUGAACACUGCAUGUAUAGUGAAAAGUAAAUCAGAAAGUGAGCAUCUGAUGACAUUAGAGGACUAUGAUAUGCUAAACAAUAGAAAUAACAUUUCGGGUGUGAAUUUGGAACGUUCAUUAGCCUGGCAGAGCAGAUAGAGCAAUUUGCAAAAUAAAAAAGGUCAAGAAAACAAAACAGUAUAUGAAUUGUAUUUCUCUUGAGAAUGGUAUGUCAGCAGAAUCAUUAAGAUCUGAUUUAAGUUACUCAUUCAUGUCAGUCACGUUUCUAUGUUGUAUACGCUCAGUAAUUUGUGGUCAUAUGGAAUGGUUCCUGCUUUUUGAUAUAAACCAAACUUGAGUGUUGUUAUACAGGUUUGUUCUAAGCAAUGCUAACAAAGGCCCACAUUUACCAGAGUGCAAUUAUAAAAAUGGUUUUCAAUAUCUAAAAUUUGUAUGGUAGGGAAAGUAAGUGAGCAACCAAAUUGUGCUAGCACAGCUUUUAUAAGGCAUAUGUUGAAGCCUGUUACAUGCAGUGGGAUGUGAAUAGGGGUGAAUAUACUGUCUUUUCAUCUUUAAAGUAUAUAUUGUUUUUUAACACAAUGUGUUCCCUUCUCUGAACUUUCCUCCUGUAGAAAACAUUUUUUUUUCUGGGGAAAGGAAAAGACUUUUAAGGAGCCAGAUUUCCUAAGAUGUUUCGAAGUUUGGGUUGGAAGUUCAUAUAUUCCCAUUUUAAGCAUUUUAGAAAUAAAGAAGAUACAAUGUGCUGUAAUUCUUGCUAACAUGAGUAUAAAUGUAGGAAACAACAUAGAGCAUAUUCAUGCAUAUAUACAAGAACAAAUGAGUGCCUUGCUUUUCAUUACUCUUUCUUGCCUGGCUAAUCUUCAUUUUCUAAACAAAGCUACUUACAGAUACUACAGUUGUAAUUUCUCAUUAUGGAACAUUAGCAUUUAAUGUUGAUGAAACAGGGUUUUCUUGAUUAUGUUUGACAUACCAUAAACUACUUUGGAAGAUUGGGAUUUGACAGAGAAUCACCUCCCAUGGAUUAUAUUUUUGACAAAUGUGUCCCUACCGAGUGUUCCUCAGGGAUAUGGAAGGUUUCCAAUACUUGGGAAAAGUAGUAAUUCUAGGAUUUUCUUUUUGUAUAGUGACUGCAUGUCAUGUCCAAUGCAAAAGAAAUUACAAAUACAGAAGUCUUUGGCAGAAAGUAGUACAGGGUAUAAAACGUUAAAUUUGAAUUGUGUUGAUUAAUACUCCAUUUAAAAUACAGAAUAAUCUUUAGUUAGCAAAUGAUUAAUUAAUAUACUGAAACAGACAAAAGAUGCUGUUGAAAGAAGAUCUCCAAACUGAUGUGCUGGCAAAUGCAAAGUACUGUUGAGCUGUAGAAGAACAAACCAUUUUGCCAACGCUUUAGUGAUUUUCUCCAGCUGUAUGCCAUAGGAACCCCAUCUCUCCUUUUGAAAGAAAACCUAAAAGCUAUAUUUCCUGAACUGCCUGCACUACAAAAGUAUAUUCAAAGGAAUUUCAUAUGCUUCUUGUGUCUGAUCAAUAGAAUUUGCAAAUUGUACUUAAGUUGUAAUCCAGUUGUUGUUGACAUUUGUUUAAUUAUUAUUAUUUUAGGGGGGAAAAUAAGCUAUACUGUAGCAUUUCAAUCAUGUGUAUUUAAUAUUACUAUUAGAAAUUGCUAGACCAUUGGAAGACAGCACUGACUGUAUUGACAUUGAUUAGCAUGAUGUGGAAACUCUCUCAGCUGUUGGUUUUUGCAGUGUGAUAUAAAAAGCAAAAAUGAACCGCUGUGCAGUUUGGCUUAUGUUUGCUUUAAAGUGUGUAAAAUUUGAGUUAUUUUGCAAAACUGUACUGUAUUUGGGAGUAUACAGUUAUGAAGGUAACAACUGUUUUUCAAAGGACAGAUAUACUUACUCUUGGAUCAUAUGAUGUAUCAUCUUAAUUUGGCGUUUGUUAUGCAGAAAAUUAACACCAGCUAUUAAAAUAUAUUUUAGUAGAAAUGCUUUAAUUCCUUUUUCUUCCUCUACACUGUGAAUAUUUAAGCCUUGGUGGACUAGAGCAACAUCAUGCUGCCCAAAGUACUAACCUAUGCAAACUAGUUCACAUUUUAGUUGAUGUCACAGUGGAUGUAACAUAACAGUUUAUUUUGCAUAACAUUAAACAUCAUUCAAAUAAAAUGUUAAACCCAGCACUAUGUAUGUAUUAUAUUAAUAAACAAUACCCUGCAAAGCUACCAUACCCAUCCAUAUAAGCUCUCAAAGAAAGAUGCUUAUUGUUGGAACUAAAGAAGCUUUGAGUUUUCAAACUUAAGUAGAAUAUUUAGCGCUAUUAUCCUUCAGGCUUGAUCUCAGAGAAUAGUUUCCUAAACCACCAUUUUAUUUAAGAAGUGCCCUCUCCUCAUUUGCUUUCUGUCCAUGUGCCUUGGUUUGUUUAAAUAAGCAAAGGUAGUUAUGUGAAGGAGGUCUUGCUGAUUUGACCGAUACUGGUUUGCUGGUCUUCG